Molecule: messenger RNA, 2447 nt
Organism: Leptopilina heterotoma
Lineage: Eukaryota; Metazoa; Arthropoda; Insecta; Hymenoptera; Figitidae
Gene: nop5
Product: nucleolar protein 58-like
Exons: 4
Coding region: 141-1961 (606 amino acids)
Cellular component (GO): box C/D methylation guide snoRNP complex; small-subunit processome
Molecular function (GO): snoRNA binding
Source: RefSeq, a predicted model, not a curated record
UUUGGCAACAUUGUAGGGCUGUCGGCUCCGUAUUUUAAUGCUGCCGCGUGGUGUUUAGCAAAUAAAUGAAAUAAAUUCUUUAAUAAAAAACAAUAAGUGAAAAAGAAUUACCAUUGUUUUUGAGAUAAAAUACCGGUACAAUGUUAGUACUUUUCGAAACCCCUGCGGGGUACGCUAUUUUUAAGUUAUUGGAUGACAAUAAACUGGCAAAAACAGAUAACCUUUAUCAUGAUUUUGAAACACCAGAAUCUGCAGGCAGAGUAGUGAAAUUGAAGCAUUUCGAGAAAUUCGCCGACACAACGGAAGCCUUGGCCGCCACCACAGCGGCAGUCGAGGGAAAAUUGAGCAAAUCGCUGAAGAAGACCUUGAAGAAAUACUGUUCCGAAGUUCAGGAGCAACUGGCCGUUGCGGACGCAAAAUUGGGCAACGCCAUCAAGGACAAAUUGAGUUUAUCCUGCGUGAGCAACACGAACGUCCAGGAGCUGAUGCGAUGCAUCCGCAGUCAGAUGGACAGCCUCCUCGCCGGCUUCCCCAAGAAGGAAAUGACGGCCAUGGCUCUGGGCCUGGCGCACAGUCUCUCCAGAUACAAGUUGAAGUUCUCGCCCGACAAAAUCGACACGAUGAUAAUUCAAGCCGUGUGCCUGCUCGACGACUUGGACAAGGAGUUGAAUAAUUACGUGAUGCGGUGCCGCGAAUGGUACGGAUGGCACUUUCCCGAGCUGGGGAAACUGAUUACCGAUAAUGUCGCUUUCGUCAAGACUGUGAAUGUGAUUGGCACGAGGGAGAAUGCGUCGAGCAGCGAUUUGUCGGAUAUUCUGCCCGAGGAGGUCGAGGAGAAGGUGAAGGAGGCUGCGGAGAUUUCGAUGGGCACGGAGAUAUCUCACGACGAUAUUGUGAAUAUUCAGCAUUUGUGCGAUCAGGUGAUUGAGAUUUCGCAGUACAGAACGCAGUUGUACGACUAUUUAAAGGCGAGAAUGAUGGCGAUGGCGCCGAAUUUGACGGUCCUCGUAGGCGAUUUGGUCGGGGCGAGAUUGAUUUCCCACGCGGGUUCGCUCAUCAACUUAGCGAAGCAUCCGGCGUCUACGGUGCAGAUCCUCGGCGCCGAGAAGGCGCUCUUCAGGGCGCUGAAGACGAAGAAGGACACGCCGAAGUACGGGCUGAUUUAUCACGCGCAGUUGGUUGGUUCGAGCUCAACGAAGAACAAGGGGAAGAUGUCGAGGAUGCUGGCUGCGAAGGCGUCGCUGGCGAUAAGAGUCGACGCCCUGGGGGAGGAUGUGACCUUUGAUUUUGGCGCCGAGCACAAGGCGAAACUCGAGGCGAAGCUGAGAAUUAUGGAGGAGGGGAACUUGAGGAAACUGAGUGGCACUGGAAAGGUGAAGGCGAAAUUCGAAAAGUAUCAGACGAAGAGUGAAAUUGUUCAGUAUCCGACUGCUGCUGAUUCGACUUUGGCGACAACGAAGAGGCGAUUUUCUGAGGCUGAUGAGAAGAAAGUACUUGUUGAGGAAGUAAAGACGGAGGAGGAGGAGGUGCCGAAGAAGAAGAAAAAGAAGGACGACAAGGAAGUUGAAGUUAAGUCUGAGGAAGUUGAGGAAGUCGAGCAGGAAUUUGUAACGCCUAAGAAGAAAAAGAAGAAGGCGAAACAGGAAGCCGAGGGAGAAGCCGAUGUGUCGGUGAAAGUUGAGGAAACUGAGGGAGAAACUUCUGAACCGAAAAAGAAGAAGAAAAAGAAGAAGGACAAAGAUCAGUCUGAAGCCAUGGAAAUGGAAGAAGCAGCAGCUGAAAAAGAAGAAGGAGAAGAAGCAGCGGAAUCUAUGGGCAGUGAAAAGAAGAAAAAGAAAAAGAAGUCAAAAGAGGAAACUGAAGAAUCCGCUGUUCCCGAUGAAUAUUCAGCAACACCUUCGUCUGAAAAGAAAAAGAAGAAGAAAAAGAAACACCAGUCAACCGAAGAUCCCGAUACGUAAAGAGUUAAAUUUCAGUUAUUUAGAAAUAGAAUUUUUAUUCUCAAUUUCAUUAUUGAUAAUGAAAAGAAAAUCCUCAUUUUUUUUAUACAUUUUUACAAAAGAAUUUUUGUAAAUUGUAAAAAAAAUAUCACAAUACGAAUAAGUGUGCGAAAAAAUUAUUCAAGUUACGAUUUUUCAGUAUCUUGUCGAUUUUCCACAAAUAUUGUAAAGUUAUUUCCUUUUUUCUCCGUUUCAACUUCUUUUUAGUUUUAAUUCAAAUAAUUAUAAAAUAAUUAUUUAGGUUUAUUAGUUUUAUUAUUUUUUGGUUAAGCAGAUUUUUACCAAGAUGUAUAGAAAAGGGAAAUAACUAUUUUGAAUACAUGAAAAUGUUGAAAAUAUAUAGUUCUCGACUAGAAAUUAUCGUAAAUAUUAAUCUUUAGUGUCUAUUUUUUAUACAAUUUAUUUUAUUGUAAAAAAAUAUGAAAUAUAUAGAAAAAUUGUAUUAUA